Molecule: messenger RNA, 1493 nt
Organism: Anthonomus grandis grandis
Lineage: Eukaryota; Metazoa; Arthropoda; Insecta; Coleoptera; Curculionidae
Product: protein arginine methyltransferase NDUFAF7, mitochondrial
Exons: 7
Coding region: 99-1403 (434 amino acids)
Biological process (GO): mitochondrial respiratory chain complex I assembly
Cellular component (GO): mitochondrion
Molecular function (GO): protein-arginine omega-N symmetric methyltransferase activity
Source: RefSeq, a predicted model, not a curated record
AUGUCAAUAUUAUGAUUAUGUAUUGAAAUUUGAAAAUCAAAUUAAACUCACCUCAAAGAUUGGAAAUUCUCCUUGUUUGCGCCGAAAUUCUAUAUGAAAUGUCCGCCCUAGCUUCAAAAUGUAUCACAUUUCACUCAAUAAAACAACCCAUCGCACGGACUUACAAAAGACGAUUGAUACCAGCAAUAGUAAUUCGUACUUAUUACACAGUGAAACGGAGAGUUGAAAAAGACGAUAACUUCUUAGCUAAACAUUUAUUCAAUAAAAUCAAAACCACAGGCCCCAUUACUGUUGCGGAAUAUAUGAAAGAAGUGCUACAGAAUCCUAUGAAGGGGUAUUAUAUGACCAAAGACAUGUUUGGAGAAUCUGGGGAUUUUGUCACAUCACCUGAAAUUUCACAGAUAUUUGGGGAAAUGUUAGCUGUAUGGUUCCUUAAUGAGUGGCAUAAAAUAGGCUCACCUCGUCCACUGCAACUUGUAGAGCUUGGACCAGGCCGAGGGACAUUAAGUUCAGACAUAUUGAAAGUUUUCAGCCAUUUUAAGGCCCUUCAUAAUACAAGUCUUCAUUUAGUUGAGACAAGUCCAGUCUUAAGUGAUGUUCAAAGCAAAACUUUAUGCACACACAGCUCUAUGGCCCCUAACCUAAAGAGCUCCUACUAUAGAGAAGGUGUGACUCGUCAGGGUAUUCCUGUAUAUUGGUAUAAACAGCUUAAAGAUGUACCAGAUAGCUUUACUCUAUUGUUGGCUCAUGAAUUUUUUGAUGCCAUGCCUAUUCACAAAUUUCACAAAACUUAUGCUGGGUACAAAGAAGUUUUAAUUGAUUUGGAACAAACACAAUCAUCAAAAGAUGAUUAUCACUUCAGAUAUGUAUUAGCAAGGAAUGAUACCCCAAUGCUUAAAGUUUUACUAAAGUCAACCGAAACACGACAGCAUGUUGAAAUAUCACCAGAUUCAAUGCUGAUAUAUGAAGAAAUAUGCAACCGUAUAGUAUCAAAUGGCGGCAUAGCUUUGAUUUGUGAUUACGGACAUGAUGGAACUGGAACAGACACAUUUAGGGCUUUUAAGAAACAUAAGCAGGUAGACCCAUUGGCGCAACCUGGUUCUGCCGACUUAACCGCCGAUGUUGAUUUCAGCGUUAUUAAGGAAAUUGCUAGCAAAAAUAAAGACGUCAUGUAUCAAGGUCCGGUAACGCAAAAAAAGUUUCUUCACAAAAUUGGAAUUGAAUAUAGGGUCGGAGCCCUAAUGAAAAACAUGACAGAUAAGAAACAAAUAGAAAAUUUGCAAGAAUGCUACAACUUUUUAACGGACGAGUCGAAAAUGGGGGAAAGGUUUAAAUUUUGCACUUUGAUGCCUACUAGUCUAAAAAAAAUUAUCGACAAAUAUCCCAUCGUCGGAUUCUCGUAAUACAUAAUAUGACCUCAACUCGAUUGUUUGUAAAAUGUUACUAUAUCUGUGAUACAUUUAAUGAAUAUAAAUAAAAUUAAUAAUAUAAUA